UCUUGGGUGGCAAGAUUGGCCUCAACCGUAUGCAGCGGCGCACGGCCAACCUGGCCCUCAACACCAUCAUCCCGGUGUACCCUUUCCCGGAGAAAGUCGGGAACAUCACCAUGGUGGCGAUAAACCUUAUGGCGGACCUGAUGGUGAAGGGCAAGGGAAAGCCGAAGCAGGUGGACGCCUCGAAGCUUUCGGACGCCUUCAAGGUCAACUUCAGCCAUCAGGUAUUCACCCCCAACCAAGUCCUGGCGAUGACGUUCGAAGGCUCCAAGCUCGAGAUCGUGGUGCAGAGCGUGGAGGUGGCCACGAUCGACGGCCGCGAGGGGCAAGGGUUCACCAGCACGCACCGGAACACGCACGGCAUGCUUAACAACCAGACCGACAUCGAGUGGACCAAGCCCCCCGGGUCCAUGGUGAACCUGGAGGGGCAGACGGGACCGGGGGGGCAGAACAUCAUAUUCCGGGCGGACUUCGACUUCGCCAAGCUCGGCAUCGGGGGUCUCGGGAAGGAGUUCAGCCAGAUAUUCAGGCGGGCAUUCGCGAGCCGGAUCUUCAACUCUGCGGUGGUGAGGGAGAUGGGCAUCAGCCACGUGCGGGGCAUGCUGCUCUACGGCCCCCCCGGGUGCGGUAAGACCCUGAUCGCUAGGCAGAUCGGGAAGGUGCUGAACGCCCGCGAGCCCAAGAUCGUUAACGGUCCCGAGGUGCUGGACAAGUUCGUCGGCGGUUCGGAGGAGAAGAUCAGGGCCCUCGGACCCCCUUCCCCGGCGGGGACACGGAGGAGUUCCAAGGACAGGGCGGACCAGGGCGAGGCCAGCAUGCUCCACAUCGUCAUCUUCGACGAGAUCGACGCCAUCUGCAAGACCAGAGGGACCGUCAGGGACGGCACCGGCGUGUCGGACUCGGUGGUGAACCAGCUCCUCUCCAAGAUCGACGGCGUAGACUCCCUCAACAACGUUCUCAUCAUCGGGAUGACCAACCGCAAGGACAUGAUCGACGAUGCGCUGCUGCGGCCCGGGCGUCUGGAGGUGCACGUGGAGAUUGGCCUCCCGGACGAGGCGGGGCGGCUCCAGAUCUUGCAGAUCCACACUCGCGGGAUGAAAGAGAAGGGCCGCUUGGACAAGGAGACAGCGGAUAACAUGGAGGAGCUCUCCAGGUUGACGAAGAACUUCUCGGGGGCGGAGAUCGAGGGUCUGGUGAAGAGUGCCGCGUCGUACGCCUUCGAGCGGGAGGUCGACGUCAAGAACCUUGACCAGGCGCCCGACCCCAACAACCUCAUCGUGCGGUGGAAGGACUUUCAAAGCGCGCUCUGCGAGGUUCACCCCAAGUUCGGUGCUGACAGCCAGGAGCUGGAGACGCUGUACGCUAACGGCAUCGUGCCCUACAGCCAGGAGUUCGACAAGGUUCAAGUCACGCUAGGGAGGCUCAUCGAGCAGACAAGACUCAGCGAGAGAACUCCCAUAAUGUCGGUGAGGCUGGCGGAAAGGGAGAGGCGUUCAGCGGUGUCGAAGGCCGGGUACAUCUCCAGGGUGUUCCUCGACAGUUACAAGUCUCCUCUGUCGAUCAUUCUCAUCGACGACUUGGAGAGAGUGAUCGACUUCGUUCGCACGGGCCCACGGUUCUCCAACACGGUCCUGCAGACCCUGCUGGUUUUGCUGAAGAAGGCGUUCAUGGUGUCGUUGAAAGUGCCGCAGCUGCAGGGAGGGGGCAGCGUCAAGACCGUCCUGAGAAAACUUGUGCCCAUGUCCCAGGCGGACAUGGACAACAUCGCGGCGGUGAUCACGAACCCUAUCGGCAUCAAGCAGCUGCUGAUGGUGACGGAGAUGGCGAGGACCGACGAGGAGACCGUGUCGUGCGAGCGAUUCCUGGAGUGCCUGCAUACGAGUGGGUACUCGGUGGACUCGUACGCCGCCGCGCCACAGAGCUGAGGAGAGCACCUGUUUGUCCUGUUUGCUC
This is a messenger RNA of Ectocarpus sp. CCAP 1310/34, 1950 nucleotides long. The record is from the annotation of a GenBank genome assembly. NCBI's taxonomy places the organism in Eukaryota, Phaeophyceae, Ectocarpales, Ectocarpaceae.